GGGGGGAUGAUCUGUUCCGCGCUCCCGUGGCUGUACCGGGCGGUCGUUCCUGCCGCUGUCCGCCUCUGCUCGGCUGCGAAGCCCGUGGGCGUUGGGCCUCGUGGGUGCUCAGCCCCGGAAUUGCGGUUUUCCCCCACGGGUGUGCCUGUGUGGUCGUGUGCCGCCGAAGAGGAAGGGUGGGAGUCUGUGGGCUGCAGCUCACGCUGUGGUCUGUGUUUUUCCUCAAAGCUGAUGCGGACCUGGAAGACUUGCCCACCUGGAGGCAGAGGAUUGUGGUCCCCUGCGCUCUCGUGGGGUCCUGUCUUUACCCGUCUAAUAAAGCAUGUGGACAUGCUGUCAUCCCAAUACGUGCCUCAAGGUUAAUACAUAAAUAUUACUCUGUGAAAGCAACUUCUUUCCCCCCACAAACACUGUAGCCCACUUGUUGCUGCUGCAGCACAUCCACAGGAAAGUCCUUGUGCAACGGUUAUGUGGAACACUGAAUCUUCAAUGUGUCUUGCAAAUAUAUCAGUAUCUUACUGCAGAGUAAAAUGGAUCCUGAAGAAUGAACAGGGAACAACAGCUCUUGCCUUUCACCAGAUCUUUGACUCCCCUCAUUUUCCUUAUCUGUGGACCAAGAUAACAUAAGUUGGGGGGGGGGGAGAACAGCAUCUUCAAAGCUCAUAUAAAUGUUUGCAGUAAUAUUUGGAAGCUGCAUCUACAUUGCUCCCAUCUAAUUACACAGGAAAGGUACAUUCAGGUAUUGUUCUGAGAACUAAAAGCCUGUAUCAAGGAGACAUUUCUAGCAUGUAUUCAUGAUGCAUUUAAGAUGCAUCUUCAAAACCACUAUGAAUAUUUGGCAGAUGAUGGCAAGCAGUUAGCAUCUGGGAGUUACAGAGAGUAGCUGCAACAAAACAAAAGAAACGCUAGCUAAUAAAUGGCAUUACGUUUUUAUUACAAAAUGUGUUGACUACUCUCUUUAAAUUGUUGAGUACUUUGUUUAGGAGGGAGUUGAGAUUUUGACUGUAUGUCACUGUACUGCCAUCUAGGAAUCAAAUGCUUUUUUUUUUUUUAAACCCUUCUCAGCUGAAGGCAAAGACUGCAAGGGGUAUGGUAUUAUUUUAGCUGUGUAAGUGGUCCCACCGGGUUCUAACAGGGUCAAACAUCUAGGUAUUAAAAUUGCUGUUGCCCGUCUUAUCCCUGUUUGUGUUCUCUUUCUAUGCGUUUUGGAAGUUUUGAUCACAGGCAGGUUUUGAUUCAAAGUGGUUGAGCAUAGUGUAGUCUCAUCAUGGAGAGUUUCAUCUAGAGGAAGUUCUUUACCUUAGCUCUUAAAUGAGAAUGAAUCCAGUACAGUUUCUGUUGCUAGGUCAAGAGCAUAUCUAGUUGCAAAGAUGGGCAGACUGUCUUUCUUUUAAUAGAGCUAGCCAGCUAUUCCUGUCAGUAUGACAACUGUUAUUUUUCUUUUUGAAUGCUGUUUUGGAGUAUUUGAUAGUUGGCGUGCCAUCAGUUUUUUACAACAAAUUAUGUAUGACUGUUAGAUAACUGUUUCUCAGUGGAGAAAUGUUUGUCAGGGAAUACGGUAUUGAUUAAGGUUAAGUUCUACUUUGUUUUGAAUAACGCUGCUGGAAUUUGAUACUUUCAAGUCCCCUACGUAACGCUAGAAUGUGCUGUGAAGGAUUGGAGUACUUAUAUGUGAGAAGGGCUACAUUUUAAGAUUUCAUUGGCUGGAUGCUACUUAGGUCUGUCAGUGGCUGCUGGUCAACAUGAGUGUUUCUCUUUUUUGAACAAAACGUUGGGUUAGAAGAAGACAUGAAAAAGUAAUGUUUCAGAGCAGGAAUAAAAAGUGAAGAACCUUGAUGGGAUUAGUGGUUUGUGCCUUUAUUUGGGAAAAAAAAAUGCCUAAAUUUCCUCUUGAUAUUUUUCUCCUGUUUCCAUAGGAGAAAUAUUAGUGUCAAAGAAUGACAACAACUGCUUCACCAAGCGGAUGCAUUGUGCAAGAGGUCAUUAUUUACAGCUACCAACUUUAUUGAACUCUUCCUUACAUUCCAUCCUUUUUUUCUUUUAGAAGUUGGAAGACAACGUAGGUUUGAUGUUUUGUAUGCCAUCCACUGAAAUUGGGGCCAUCAUGAAUAUAACCAAGGGUGGACUGGUACUGUUUUCGGCUAAUUCAAAUUCCUCAUGCAUGGAACUAUCAAAGAGGAUUGCUGAGCGCUUAGGAGUUGAAAUGGGGAAAGUUCAGGUUUAUCAGGAGCCAAACAGAGAAACAAGAGUGCAGAUCCAGGAGUCUGUGAGAGGAAAGGAUGUGUUUAUCAUCCAGACAGUUUCAAAGGAUGUGAAUACUACAAUCAUGGAACUCCUGAUCAUGGUGUACGCUUGUAAAACCUCCUGUGCCAAAAGCAUUAUUGGAGUGAUUCCUUACUUCCCGUAUAGCAAGCAGUGCAAGAUGAGAAAAAGGGGCUCCAUUGUCUCUAAAUUACUGGCUUCAAUGAUGUGCAAAGCUGGACUAACUCACCUUAUUACCAUGGAUUUACAUCAGAAGGAAAUACAGGGCUUCUUCAAUAUUCCGGUUGAUAACUUGAGAGCAUCUCCAUUUUUACUGCAGUAUAUCCAGGAAGAGAUACCAGACUACAGGAAUGCUGUAAUUGUGGCCAAAUCACCUGCGUCUGCAAAGAGGGCACAGUCGUUUGCUGAACGCCUACGGUUAGGAAUUGCCGUAAUUCAUGGGGAAGCUCAGGAUGCUGAGUCUGACAUGGUGGAUGGUCGACACUCACCACCUACAGCCAAAAAUGUAGCUGCUAUUCAUCCCAGUUUGGAGAUACCCAUGCUAAUUCCAAAGGAAAAACCACCCAUCACAGUUGUUGGAGAUGUAGGAGGAAGAAUCGCCAUCAUUGUGGAUGACAUUAUAGAUGAUGUUGACAGCUUUCUUGCUGCAGCUGAAACCCUCAAGGAAAGAGGGGCCUACAAAAUUUUUGUAAUGGCCACACAUGGCCUGCUCUCUUCAGAUGCUCCCAGGCUGAUAGAGGAAUCUGCAAUUGAUGAAGUUGUUGUUACAAACACAAUUCCACAUGAAAUACAAAAACUCCAGUGCCCUAAGAUCAAGACUGUAGAUAUCAGCAUGAUCCUCUCGGAAGCCAUUCGCAGAAUCCACAAUGGGGAGUCCAUGUCAUACCUUUUCAGAAAUAUAGGACUGGAUGAUUAAUGCUUUUUAUUCUAAAGGAACACCCCGGGCCAAACUGGAAGAGAACAGAUAAUGAGCUGUGAAGCAUCAUGCUUAUCUUAAUAUUUCAAUUGAGCCACUUUUUGUUUUCUCUUGGUUUAAAUAUCAAGGUAGAACAGAUUUUAAGAGCUAUUUUUUCUUUGUAAUUUUUUUUUGGGGGGGGGAGGGGGCAGGGAAUAAACAUUUUACAGAAAAUUGUUCUAGUUGCUUUUAGGUUAGUUGCACCAUAUACAUAACCAGAAAAAAAAAACACUUGAGGCGAGAAUUUGGCUUCUAAAUUAAGCAUUCCUUUUCCAAAGCUGCUUGCUUACAAGUGCUAUAAAGAUAAUAAAAUGAAGUGACUGUAUAAUAUUUGCAUUUUAAAAGCCAAAAGGGUUGUACUGUUGUAUGCAGUUCAGUGAUUUUGUAGGAGUGCUUUUAUAGAAAAGCAUAUGAAAUAUGCACCUGUAUUUAUUUUCUGCGACAAAGAAUAAAGAUUUGUUUUGUGUGAGCUUU
Messenger RNA from Struthio camelus australis, 3691 nucleotides. The record is from RefSeq and is a predicted model, not a curated record. Lineage: Eukaryota; Metazoa; Chordata; Aves; Struthioniformes; Struthionidae.